Molecule: messenger RNA, 423 nt
Organism: Parnassius mnemosyne (clouded apollo)
Lineage: Eukaryota; Metazoa; Arthropoda; Insecta; Lepidoptera; Papilionidae
Source: the annotation of a GenBank genome assembly
AUGUUUGCUUUAACGUCUCAAAGUAACGAUGAUGGCUUGCGGGCAUCGUACAAUAUUUCGUUGCUUAUAGCGAAAUCUGGAAAAUCGCACACCAUCGGAGGAGAGUUAAUUUUACCCGUUAUUGAAGAGGUUUUAAAAACUGUUCUGCACAAACCUCCAUUUGACCUACUUAAAAGAAUUCCUUUAAGUAACAACACUCUACAAAGACGUAUUGAUGAAAUGAGCUCUGAUAUAGAAAGAUUCAAGUGUAAUUAUCAGCAAACCACUCAUUUUUCUAUUCAUUUGGACGAGUCUACUUUGCCUGGUAAUGAAGGAUUAUUAUUGGCAUAUGUUCGAUUUGUUAUGGACGAAGAAAUCCAUGAAGAGCUGCUAUUCGCAAAAACUUUGAAGUCAUACACUAAAGGCAAAUCGAUAUUAAAGUGA